Messenger RNA from Talpa occidentalis (Iberian mole), 2736 nucleotides. It is a transcript of the gene CUNH11orf68, whose product is annotated as chromosome unknown C11orf68 homolog. Lineage: Eukaryota; Metazoa; Chordata; Mammalia; Eulipotyphla; Talpidae. The transcript is spliced from 2 exons. The record is from RefSeq and is a predicted model, not a curated record. Bases 1 to 873 code for a protein of 290 amino acids.
AUGGCGGCGGCGGCGGCUGCCGUGGCGGGGGCGGGGCGCGGCGGCGGCGCGGAGCCGCGGCAGGAGCGGGGCCGGGCUCGGGGCUGGACCGGCGCCGAGCGCAGCGAAGGCCGGAGGAUGGAGCCCGGUGAGGAGCAGGACGAGGAGGACUCUCCAGGCGGCAGAGAGGAUGGCUUCACUGCUGAGCACCUGGCUGCAGAGGCCAUGGCCGCUGACAUGGACCCCUGGCUGGUGUUUGAUGCCCGCACCACACCUGCUACGGAGCUGGAUGCCUGGUUGGCCAAGUACCCGCCGUCCCAAGUUACCCGCUAUGGGGACCCCAGCUCGCCCAACUCUGAGCCCGUGGGCUGGAUUGCAGCAUACGGGCAGGGCUACGUCCCCAACUCGGGCGAUGUGCAGGGCCUGCAGGCAGCCUGGGAGGCUCUGCAGACCAGUGGGCGGCCCGUCACGCCAGGUACCCUGCGCCAGCUGGCCAUCACCCACCAAGUGCUCUCGGGCAAGUGGCUGAUGCACCUGGCACCUGGCUUCAAGCUGGACCAUGCCUGGGCUGGCAUUGCGCGGGCUGUGGUUGAGGGCCGGCUUCAGGUGGCCAAGGUGAGCCCACGGGCCAAGGAAGGUGGGCGCCAGGUCAUCUGUGUUUACACAGAUGACUUCACGGACCGCUUGGAUGUACUGGAGGCGGAUGCGGCCAUUCGUGCAGCAGGCAUUAAGUGCCUGCUCACCUACAAGCCUGACGUCUACACCUACCUGGGCAUCUACCGGGCCAACCGCUGGCACCUCUGCCCCACACUGUAUGAGAGCCGUUUCCAGCUCGGGGGCAGUGCCCGUGGUUCCCGUGUGCUGGACCGUGCCAACAAUGUGGAACUAACCUAGUGAGGGUUCCUGGGGAGACCACCCUCUAUACCUCCUGCUAGGGAUUGAUCCUCUGGUCUUCCUCCUCCUCGCCCCAAGGAGGCCAAGCCCCCCCAGCUCUAAGGACAAGGUCACUCGGGAACUGCCUGCAUCUUUGAUCCCCUUGAACUUCUGCCCUCUGUUCAGGGCUGACUCAAAACCCUGCCAGCUGGAGGCUCUGGCUCCCUGAUGGCUGAACCCUCAGCAUCUCUCUUCAUUGCUGCUCCCCUCUGCCAGCGAGGACCACAGGCUGGGUGCUGACACCCAGGAGGAGAGCCUUCCUGGCCACCCCCUCCCCUCCUACUACAUCCUCCCCUUCUUUUUCUUCCUCCCUCACAGAGAGAAAACUUAGUUCUUCCAGCCUCUCUCCUUGGAGCCUUCACAGUCCAGGGGGCAGAGGCCCUGUAGGCCUGAGCAUGCCAUUUUGUUGGGAGGGGGUGGGGAGGGCUGCAAUUGUGCCCACUCAGCCCCUAGCAGAGAGAGGGCAUGCCAGGGCCAUGGGCAUGGGGCCUGCCACCUCAAAGCCUGCACCGCCUUCCUCCCUUGGCUACCUUGUCGUAUGCCUGCUCCUGGCAUUCCAAUAAAGCCCAGCUUGGGUCUGUGUCUUGAGUGUUUUGUAAAAUACCAUGUUGGUGGCUACUUGCUUUGGUUGCUGGAGAGAGACAAGCCAGGAGAGACUGCCUCUCUGCCUGGGCGGGAGCUCUGUCACUGCACCCAGUGAUAAGUCACAUCUCAGUCCCACGGCUGGGAGCCUCUGAAAGCCUCUGCAAAGCUACCUCCACUUUCCUACAUCCCAAGAAUCAGAAUCAGCUUGUAAGUGAUUUCCCAUACACCCAGGGGAUUGGCCCAGCCCCAUCGGAGGGGCCGCUGUAGUCCACAGCAUGUAGCUGUGCCUGUCAGGAAAGGCGCCCUCUUGGUCCUGGCGGUUCUGGGCCAGGAGUGUGGUCUGGUGAGCAGAGGAUGGGCUGGGUUCCAGCAGUCUAGGGUGGGUAUCCUUGUGCAGCGAACAGCCUUCAUGACCCUGCGUGGCCCUGGAAGCCCCGUUAUCCUCGCCUCUCCUGCCACCUGACCCCACGGGAGCCACCCUGUACUUGGCAGAGCACUUCCAAGACGCUGUUCCGGCGGCCAGUAGCGUGGAGAUGGCCGUUCUGUGGUCAAGGGGAUUCCCUCGGGGUCACUCAGUGAGUCAGGCAGAGCCAGGACUUGCACCCCGGUCCCUGCCACCACCCAUGGCCUGUUCGCUCAGAAUCUUGCUGAGCCAUCCACUCGUUCUGCUGAGACCACUGCAGCCUCUGGGUACCUGACUUGGCUCCCCAACCCUGGGCCUGGCCUUGGUGGGAGAGCAGGGUGUCUGGCAGGGAGCCCUUUGGGACACUGCUCUCGUGCCGUGCGUGAGCUGACUAAGCCUCCAGCCACCUCACCAAAUUGGAAUUUGGAGCAGGAGAGCGGAGAUGCCGCUGGGCUGACUGGGUGGAAGUGGGUGAGUCAUGGGGUGCUGGCUCAGCCCCCUCCCCACUCCCAACCCUCCCCAGGGCUGAGUCCCCCUCAGCCCAGCCCUGGGAAGUCCCUGUAACAGACUGGUCCCAGGAUUGAAGCCGGGUGCCUUGCCGCCCUCAGACCAUCACUACUUUGCUCUUGACCAAAGUGGGCCAAGGCUUGGGGGGGACUCUGAACAGGUCCUCAUGGUGCCCCAAUGAUGUCCAAAUGGUGUCCACACCACCUGGUUCUCAAUAACUAAGCAUUUCACAGACAUUCGUCUCCGUGGCUCAUUCCUUUCUCUCAAACCAUGACAACCUGUCUCUUUCCCCUCCUGCCUCUUGUCUCCCCACAUCCCUUUCCCUGAAC